AUGGCCUUGCUAUCUGAAAUGUUGGCCGUGGCACUAUACAAGGCGCCGGAGAAGAAAGAGAAGAAGAAAGGAGAGAAGAGGGAGGCCCACGAAGGCCUCUAUCCCAGAGGACCGCCAGACAGUAAGUCUGGGGAAACCCAGGCCCCCUCCGCUCAUGAUGGAGAGCAAGGAGAGGACGGGGAGGAGAGUGAUUCCUCCCGAACAAGGAAAAGGGUGGCAUCGGAUGACGCCGAGGAGGAUCAGGGUCCUCCUGCACCAAAGAAGCAACGCAGGGACAAAGUGGUCCCGUCUGACGACAGCUUAGACUCUCCUGACGAGUCUGAGGCUUCCGAAGAGACAUCAUCUUUGGCAGUGGCUGCACGGGCCGAGGAAUGGGCCGAGCUCAACCGGAGGCUCAAGAGCUCCGACUACGAGCUCGAUCGGAUUAACAAGCGGUUCGACGAGGCGCAAGCUAUCACUGCUGAGGUCAAAACCCUCAGGGCCGAGCUGAAGAAGGCUCAACAAGAGGCUGCACAGCAGAAGGCGGCGGACGAAUAG
Molecule: messenger RNA, 537 nt
Organism: Aegilops tauschii subsp. strangulata
Lineage: Eukaryota; Viridiplantae; Streptophyta; Magnoliopsida; Poales; Poaceae
Source: RefSeq, a predicted model, not a curated record